Penicillium canescens is the source of this 631-nucleotide messenger RNA. RefSeq lists its product as uncharacterized. The transcript has 5 exons. Gene Ontology annotation, biological process: proton transmembrane transport. Gene Ontology annotation, molecular function: proton-transporting ATPase activity, rotational mechanism. The record is from RefSeq and is a predicted model, not a curated record. Gene Ontology annotation, cellular component: vacuolar proton-transporting V-type ATPase complex. The annotation marks the transcript as partial. NCBI's taxonomy places the organism in Eukaryota, Fungi, Ascomycota, Eurotiomycetes, Eurotiales, Aspergillaceae.
GUGGGGGCAGAACCCCCACCGCUUUGGGAGGCGCUGCGUGGCUCCGAUCGACCUGGACUCGGAGCUCCAGACUCGCCGUUUAAUUGUUCCUGUUCAGCGCCAUCUCUUCUCUUUCCUACUUACAAAGCUGAGAGGUCUCGCGCAAUUAUGUCGGCUCAGAACUCCGCGGGCAUUCAGACCCUCCUCGAUGCUGAGAGAGAGGCUCAGAAGAUUGUGCAGCAAGACCGCACAAAGCGGAUAAGGGACGCCAAGGCAGAGGCCCAGAAGGAAAUCGAGGAAUACAAGAGCCAGAAGGAAGAGGAGUACAAGAAGUUCGAGACUGAGCACUCGAGCGGAUUUAAGAAGGCUGAAGAUGAUGCCAACAAGGAGACCGAAGCCAAACUCCAGGAGAUUAAGGACGCUGGCAAGAAGCAGGGCGACAAGGUUGUGGCGGAUCUCCUCCGCGUGACAACCGAUGUGAAGCCCGAGGUGCCCGAGAAGAUUAAGGCAUAAUGUAGAUAUUUUUGUUAUUUCUUUACUCGUCGCGGUGAUGAUGCGCUUGCGUGGCUGUUCAUCGAUAUCCAAGUUUCGGACAAUAUUAUUUCAUUUUGGUUUCCCUCAGCGCUGUGGGCAGUGAAUCAAUCUGUCUUUC